Molecule: messenger RNA, 2717 nt
Organism: Theobroma cacao (cacao)
Lineage: Eukaryota; Viridiplantae; Streptophyta; Magnoliopsida; Malvales; Malvaceae
Gene: TBP1
Product: telomeric DNA binding protein 1
Molecular function (GO): protein binding
Source: RefSeq, a predicted model, not a curated record
GAAGGGUUUUUGUCUUAAAAUUUUCCUCUCCAUUCCAAACCACAUAAAACUUUUUAUUAAAAAAAAAAAAAAGAAAGAAAAAAAUUAGAUCUUAUUUAUAUGAAUUUCAAUUGAAUUAAAUUUGGGGAUUGUUUGGAUUCUCCGAUCUCUGUUUCUCGGGAAUCGUUCAAGGAAUUUUCUCAGGAAAAUUUUCAUUUUCAAAACUUUUGUUUUGUAUAAAUGUAUAUAGGGAUUUAAGAAACUGAAGUUCGUAUCAAUUUAAAAGGGACUUUGAAUGAGUUGAAUUGUCAUGCAUGCCUGAGAUAUGGUGUUUAAGAAGAGGUUGGAUUAUGGAUUUAACGCCUUCAAUGUUCCGAAAAUACCCCGAGCCCCUCGAUCAACUCGGAGGAGGGGUCAGAGUAAGAGGACAGUUGAUGACAGUCAAAUUUGCGCGUUUGAAUUGUUAGCUUCUUUAGCCGGGAAGCUAUUGCAGGAGAGUGAAAGUUCUGCUUCUAGCAAUGCGUCUGAAGGUCAUGAUCAUGUUUCCAUAGGUAAAGAUGUCGUUAAACAGGAAAUUCAGUAUGAUGAUAAGCCGUUGAAAACUGAAUGCUUUGAGCAAGGAAGUUGUGAAGCCAGUGUUGUCGCCUCGGUGUCAACUACUGAAAACAGUGACAAUUUGAAGGAAUUUACUCAUGCUGAGAAUGACGCCAUUUUGGAGCGCACUUUGAUAAAGACACAGCCUGCUUUCUUGGAGCAAAUCGGUGGUGAUUCAAAGUCUGUAAUUUGCAAAGGCAAUGUAGCAUAUGGUAAUUUUCCUUGUAAUGCUAAUGUAGAUGGGUACUCCCCUGAUAUUGGGGAGUUGUGUGAUGGUAAAAGUGAGAAUGGAUUUAAGCAAGAGCAAGACGCCAGGGGUUUGGAGACUGGGGCUUUGCAUAUUGCUAAUACUUGCCCCUCAAAGGAUCCGGUGGAAUUGUCUAUGACAUUUCCUCCACCCAUUAAUUCUGACAGAGAUGUCAAAUUGCCAUCACGCAGGGACCCUGUUCCUAAUGCUUCUUUUUCAAGGCAUAGGAAUGAUAUUAAGUUAGGUAGUAGAGAUGAUGACGAAAACUUUUCUAGGUUUAAUAAGCUUAGCAACAGGUUUAAGGCUUCUAGGCCUCCAACACGUAUUGGAGACCGAAGAAUAAGGAAGUUGCUGACAUCCAAAUACUGGAAAGUCGCUCCAAAGUUGAACGAUUUUGAAAAUUCUAGAGCUGGAAUAAAGCCUCUAUAUCGCAAGCGGAAAACUUGUUACAACUAUGACAGAUGUCAAUAUGACACACUUUAUAAAAGGAGGAAGUUCUCUGACCGUAGCUCAAUAGUAACUUCUGAUGGAGGGAACAGUAGUGAAAGCGUUUCUAAUUCACCUGGGAAGGUUAUGAAUGGAGAUAAGAGUAGCUCAGCUGCAUUGUCCCAUGGAGGAUGUGGGGUAUCCUCCUUUCUUACAGGUCAUCAAGCAUCCCACCCACCCAAGGAUUCUCACGUGAAAUUCAGCAUUAAGUCCUUCAGGAUUCCAGAACUCUAUGUUGAGGUGCCAGAAACUGCAACUGUUGGUUCACUGAAGAGGACAGUAAUGGAGGCAGUGACUGCUUUACUUGGUGGUGGAAUACGUGUUGGGGUACUCCUUCAAGGGAAGAAGGUGAGAGAUGACAGCAGAACUCUAUCACAGACUGGUAUUUCCUGUGAGGACAAUCUGGAUGCUAUUGGUUUCACUUUGGAGCCUGGUCCAGCUAAAGCUCCUCCACUUGUGUGCUCUGAAGAACCACCACUUUUACUAUCAUGUGAAGCAGCUCCUCAAAAUUUAAUAAGCUCUCCAGCCACUCCAGCUGUAGAUACAGGGAUUCUUGAUGCCUCACCUGACCCACCUUCACUGACCAAUUCAGCAAAUCAUGUGGAUAGUAAUAAUGAACCGGUUUCCUCCCAAACUGACAUGCUAACUGAUCAAAGUCUGCCACAGUCUAGAGCUCUGGUUCCAGUUCCAGCAAUGAACGUUGAGGCACUAGCUGUUGUUCCUGUCAAUCAGAAAAGUAGAAAAUCUGAGCUUGCACAUCGUCGAACAAGGAGGCCAUUUUCUGUGUCUGAAGUAGAAGCAUUGGUACAGGCAGUUGAGGAGCUUGGCACCGGAAGGUGGCGUGAUGUUAAAUUGCGAGCUUUUGAGAAUGCUGAACAUCGAACUUAUGUGGAUUUAAAGGAUAAAUGGAAAACUUUGGUUCACACUGCAAAAAUUUCCCCCCAGCAAAGAAGAGGAGAGCCCGUACCCCAGGAGCUCUUGGACAGGGUCUUGGCAGCUCAUGCCUACUGGUCUCAACAUCAAGCUAAACAACAAGGCAAGCAUCAUGCUGGAACUUUGAGGCUUACCGAUGCCCAAGCUGACAGAAACGGAGUUGCAGCAGCUAUUCCAACCGUGAUGAUGUAAAAAAGAAAGGUAAAAACGUUGACAAGGACAGGGAGAAAGAAACAUGUACAAAAUGAUUCUCAUUUAUGUAAUAUUCUCACACUCACCUGAUUCAUUGCCAGCUUCCCAUCGUGGAACCAUUGGCAUCUGUAAAUGAUUCGAUGAAAUAAAGAUCGUUCUAACCAGAUUUCACAGUACGUUCUUUUCUUCCCCCCAAUUCAUUUGAUUUAAAUUUGUAAUUCAUAUCAUUGAAUUAGAAAAAAGAAGAAGAAGAAACAGAGAUUCCUGUAGUUUGUAUUUCCCUUCA